Molecule: messenger RNA, 3706 nt
Organism: Xyrauchen texanus (razorback sucker)
Lineage: Eukaryota; Metazoa; Chordata; Actinopteri; Cypriniformes; Catostomidae
Product: transmembrane and coiled-coil domains protein 2-like
Exons: 5
Coding region: 296-1708 (470 amino acids)
Biological process (GO): amyloid precursor protein metabolic process
Cellular component (GO): endomembrane system
Source: RefSeq, a predicted model, not a curated record
UCCAAUGAGCUCCCCUCCUCCCUCUGCGCUGCAGCCGCUGCAAAACACACAGACACACAGCCGGAGAGACAGAGAUGAGAAAGAAACAAGAGAUACAGACAAGAGAAAGAUGCGAGAAACAAAACCACAGAUGAUUCUGACUCUAUUGUUAACAAUGGACGAUUAGCCUGAGAGAUAGACAGAUAUCUGGAGGAGGGGUGCAAAAAAGAGAGAGAGAUAGAGAGAGACAGUCAGAGAGCGGCAUGGCCCUCUUAUACGUCUCUGCGGUGAACAUGCACAUCCUGGACUGAAGAACAUGCUGGAUAAGAGUGAAGUGUCCACACUAAGUCUGCCACCAUCCGUGAGCCAUGGUGGUUCAGACGGGAACAUCAGUGUGGAGGCGGGUUCGGACGGGGCGUGUGGCGAGGUCCAGAGAACACGAGUGGCGCUGGAACACCUGCAGCAGAAGAUCCUGAAGAUCACAGAGCAGAUCCGUGUGGAACAGGAAGCCCGUGAUGAUAAUGUGGCUGAGUAUCUCAAACUGGCCCACAAUGCCGACAAACAACAGGCGUCACGCAUCAAACAGGUGUUUGAGAAGAAGAACCAGAAGUCUGCGCAGACGAUUGCACACCUGCACAAGAAACUCGAGCACUACCACAAGAAACUUAAAGAGAUUGAGCAGAACGGUCCUGCUCGCCAACCGAAAGAUGUGUUGAGGGACAUGCAGCAGGGGCUGAAAGAUGUUGGUGCUAAUGUUCGGGCAGGAAUCAGUGGUUUCGGAGGGGGCGUUGUGGAAGGGGUAAAGGGUGGAGUCUCGGCGCUCACGCACACGGCCGUUGUCUCCAAACCGCGAGAGUUUGCCAGUCUCAUUCGCAAUAAGUUCGGCAGCGCCGACAACAUAGCGCACAUGAAGGACGCUCUGGAGGAUGGGCACACAGAGGAGACGCCCAGAGCUCUGAGCGGGAGUGCCACCCUUGUCUCCAGCCCUAAAUACGGCAGUGACGAUGAAUGCUCCAGCGCCACCUCUGGGUCUGCAGUUGGCAGCAACUCUGGUGGGGCGGGAGGGGCUAUGUCCGGGAUGGGGGCGACCAUGGGCAGCCCUCGACUGGAUGGACACCAUCACCACCAUCAUCACCACCACUCGUCUUCUUCCUCUUGGGACAUGCUACUGGAAGGCCUGCAGGAGAUCAAAGCCAGUCAGGUGCAUAUGGAGGACGCAAUCGAAGACAUGAAGGUGCAGCUGCAGAGUGACUACACCUACAUGACCCAGUGCUUGCAGGAAGAGCGAUACAGGUACGAGCGUCUAGAAGAGCAGUUGAAUGACCUGACAGAACUUCAUCAGAAUGAGAUGAGCAACCUGAAGCAAGAGCUCGCCAGCAUGGAGGAGAAGGUGGCGUAUCAGUCAUACGAGAGAGCACGAGACAUCCAGGAGGCGGUAGAGUCCUGUCUGACACGCAUCACCAAACUCGAGUUGCAACAGCAGCAGCAGCAGGUGGUACAGUUGGAGGGCGUCGAGAACGCAAACGCCCGAGCACUGCUAGGAAAACUCAUCAACGUGAUUCUCGCCCUGAUGGCCGUGCUGCUGGUGUUCGUCUCCACCAUGGCCAACUUCAUCACGCCCCUCAUGAAGACUCGCACUCGUGUUGGCGCCACCCUUGCCCUGGCGCUCUUCCUUGUCACACUAUGGAAACACUGGGAUUGGCUGGAGCUCUUUCUACUACCCAGCUGAGAGAAGCAAUUAGAAUAAACGCUCAGAACUUAAUACUAACGGUGACGCAUCCCGUCCCAUCGUAAUCUCAUCUCAUCAGAAGUUGGUGAGAGAUUUAUGGUAUAAAACUAUAUAAACAUCCAUCUAUUUAUUUACUUCAGUGAUUUGGGUGGGCAGGACAAGCAACUUUAUAGCCCUGUUUCGACAGGGAGAUACCAAGUCAGAAGACGGCACUGUUUCAAUAACAGGCUUGGAUGAACAACUUAUCAGUUCAUGUCUGUUCUUUCCAAAAAAGGAUUUAUCAUUUUAUUUAGACCUUUGUCUCUUGCCUCUGUCUCUUUGCUUUAGGGAUAGUUAACCUAAAAAUCAAAAUUCUGUUCAUUUACUUACCCUCAUUUCAACCCUUAAACAAAUGAAUGUUAAAACGGUUUCUGACACAAGAAAUACGUUUUUUUCUGUUGAUGCAUGGCUUUACUCUGACUUACGCAAUCCCAUCUUAGACCAGUCAUCAUCGUUAAAGUCCGCAUGUAACGAAAGUUGCGACCGACAUUACUUCAGUAUCGUGAAAAAUUGUGGGCAGGGCUUGAUUUUCUCCAUUGGGAAUUGAUUGGAUCUAGAAAUGGAAGUUUACAGCCAGUUGUGGAGGACUUCUCAAUGCCUGACACACCGCCAUCAAUCGCGUUCGAUGGGGAAGAAGUUUGUUCGCAGCAGGUGGAGGAGGACGAGCAGCAGGAGCAAACAGAGGAUCAUUUUAUCGCAGGAAUCAGGCCUUAUAGGUUUGAGCCAUUACCUGCUGAGAGUACUAACGGUGACCUGGACGUGGAGGCUCAGGAGCAAGUUCACCCUCGAGAGCAUCUCGAUGUCUCCAAUGGUAAUGCUAAUUUGAGUUUUUGGGGGGAUUUUCUCCCCUUUUCUCCCCAAUCUGGAACGCCCAAUUCCCAAUGUGCUCUAGGUCCUCGUGGUGGUGUAGUGACUCGCCUCAAUCCGGGUGGCGGAGGACGAAUCUCAGUUGCCUCAGCGUCUGAGACCGUCAAUCCGCGCAUCUUAUCACGUGACUUGUUGAGCGUGUUACCGUGGAGUCGUAGUGCAUGUGGAGGCUUCACGCUAUUCUCCGCGGCAUCCACGCACAACUCACCACACGCCCCACCGAGAGCGAGAACCACAUUAUAGUGACCACGAGGUUACCCCAUGUGACUCUACCCACCCUAGCAACCGGGCUAAUUUGGUUGCUAAGGAGACCUGACUGGAGACACUCAGCACACCCAGGAUGGAUUCAAACUCACGACUCCAGCGGUGAAAGUCAGUGUCAAUACUCGCUGACAUACCCAGAACCCUGUGAUGCUAAUUUUACAAUUAGUAAAAUUGUCAGAGAGCCACAACCUAAAACGCACCUCCUCGCCAUCUCUGAUUGUUAUGCUUAUUUUUUACUCGCUGUCGAAGCUCAAUGCAGACUGCCGGUUGGAGGGGAUGGGUUAAAAUAUGUUCUGCCCAAUAUGUCACAAUAAACGCCAUCAGAGAAGGAACGUAUUCCAGAGGCGAAGCCAAUUUUCAGAUUUUAGAUUUAAGAUUACGAAGACUAACUAUUUAUUUUCUGUGUAUUAACAUGCACGGAUCAAUUGUUCACCACAAGACUAGUAAUGUGCGCUAACAAAGUAAAUACGGUCAAUUCUUGAUUACAUGCAGACUUUAAUGGAGGACAUUUUACAUAUGCUGAUUCUUGUACGAUUUGUCUCUGUGAAAUUCAAUGUCUGUUAUAUUUUAUCUCCUGAAAUAUCACAUUAGGGAGGAUGAAACAUGGUCAUUGCCAUUUUGCUAUAUGUGUUGUUAAGUGAUAGUUGGCAUAGAUUGAAAUGGCAGACUAACGUAUAGUCAAUAAUCAAUAACCUCAUUUGUCACCAGAACAUUUUUGCAAACAGCUAUAGUGUAACACGCUCAAUCCCAAUGGCAUGAUCACAUUUCUCAUGUUUCUACCCGUUUGCUAAAAAUCACAACACCAUUCUUAAUAAAGACAUUUGCAAA